Cyclospora cayetanensis is the source of this 2091-nucleotide messenger RNA. RefSeq lists its product as uncharacterized. Bases 1 to 2091 code for a protein of 696 amino acids. Gene Ontology annotation, biological process: error-prone translesion synthesis; DNA-templated DNA replication. NCBI's taxonomy places the organism in Eukaryota, Apicomplexa, Conoidasida, Eucoccidiorida, Eimeriidae. The record is from RefSeq and is a predicted model, not a curated record. Gene Ontology annotation, molecular function: DNA binding. Gene Ontology annotation, cellular component: epsilon DNA polymerase complex. The transcript has 13 exons.
AUGCAUGCACUGGAAGAGCCGCCGGAUAUGGCCGCCGCCUUCUCGGUGGCUGCUGCUAAACUCUUCGGGGUAUAUGCGGGAAGCUUGCAUGCAGGUGGUUGGCUUAUCGACACCGCCACAUCUCGGAGGCUUCCAGCAGCAGCAGCUGCGGCUGCUGCUGCUGAGGCGACAGCAGCGCAAGCAGUGUUUGUUCUGGAUGCAUUCAGAGACAUUCCCGAAUACCAAUUCGAUGAACCGCGGCAGCGCUUCCAACUGCUGCCCGUUCCGAAAAUCAAGAGCGUCUCCUCGCUAGGCCGGCUGUUGUGCAAACCUGAAGGCAGCAGUCAUGUCUUCGUGCGGCGGUUCAGUGUGAUCUUGCAGCGCUGCAGAGAGACUCGCCUUUUCACAUUUAACAAGCGACACGCAUCCUUGGACUUGGGGCAUCCCACCGAUCGCACACUGGUGACGCUUGUGGACAGUGCGAGUCGAGCUACCCAACUCCCCCAAACACUCCUUGGAUGCCUUGGCGCUGACAGCAACCGAGAUUUAUUCCUUGAGGGCGUUUGCACCAGCGUGAAGCUGCGUAUCGAUCCCCAAUGCGCCGUGGGAUUAGGCCUCUUUUGCGAAGGGCACGUUGUUUUGGUGGAAGGCCACUUCCCCUCAGAUCGAGCACCCUUUCUGGUAUCGGGAGUAGCUCAUCUGCCUCGAGUUUCUGGCGAAGAUCCCUUCUACACCAACACGCGCCAGAGGCUUCGUCGCCUGGAGAAAGCAGCAGCGCGAGGCUACCUGGGAGACACUAGCAACAGCAACAGGAGCAGCGCUGCUACGUGCAGCAGCAGCAGCAACGGCAGCAGCUGCUUGCUGCCAAAAGGCCUCAGUGUCAACCCGACAGAAAGCCUCAGCGCCUUCUUCGGCCCCUCCAUGUCGGCCGAGGAGACAGCCUCCUUGAGUCUCAGAGAAGAAUUAGAAGCAGAUGCUCGAGCAGAACGCCAAGCGCUGCUCGCCUGCGGGGCAGACAGCGACCUUGUGAGACGCUUGACAGACUUCAUCGAGAUCCAAAAAUCAACUGCCCACACCCCUGCAGCUGCAGGGAUUGCAGGAAAAGCUCUUGCUACUGUCGCUACACCCAGCAGCACGCAGUGGUGCAUUCUUAGCCAAGUCAACCUCGCAGACUCUCGAGACACCAAGAUGAUCGAGACCCUUUUCACAGUGGCUGUAGCUGAGGCCGAAGAGACAGGAGAGCCUCUUCCCGCGGGGUUCAUCUUCCUGGGAGACUUCGAGGGAACAGAUUUAAAGGACGACAAAGAAGGCGGCACCAUAAAGGAGGGCCUCAGUCGCUUGUUUUUACUCCUGAGUACCAAAUUCAGGCAGCUCGCAACACAUUGCUACUUCGUCUUUGUUCCAGGGCCCAACGACCCCUGCUUCGCGCGAGAAGCACUGCCGCGAUUGCCCAUAUCGCCGGUGUACACGCAGCAGUUUGUGCAGCAAAUGCAACAGCAGUUCAAAGGCUCUAAAGACAGGAUAUUCUUCUCGACGAGUCCUUGCAGAAUACGACACCUCAACUGCCUCAUGACAUUUUUUAGACAUGACAUAUACGCCUCCCUGUCUUCCGAGUGUCUACUUACGGGGGGCCUUGACGAGAAUAACGACAUCAAGCAAAACCUUCACAAGAUCGUUCUCAACACGAUCAUGGGACAGGCUCACCUAUGCCCCUGCCGGGCUGAUCAUCGCCUUGCAAAGCCGCGAGAUGCCAGUCUCUCGCUGAUGCCAACACCUAACCUGCUAUUCCUUUGUGACACCAGUUCUCCCCCCUUCACACACACCGACACGGAUCAUCCUGAGGACCUCAUCGUCUGCAACGCAGAAUUUGGACCCGUUCAGAGGAGUAAAGUGCGUGAGAGGCUGUUCUCACGACUAAAACAGGCAACAGUGCCAAAAACAAUCGAUGUUGUUGCGGCCUUCUCUUCGCGCGCUUCCCUUCCCAAAAAUCAUGAUCAUCUGUUGACGUAUGAGAAGAUCCGCAGCGAUAUGAAGGAUACAAGCUCAGGGAGACAGGCAAAAAGCCUGACAAAAGAGAGCUGGACUGGCCCAACGGAGGCAGCUGCGUUUUAG